Molecule: messenger RNA, 990 nt
Organism: Neodiprion virginianus
Lineage: Eukaryota; Metazoa; Arthropoda; Insecta; Hymenoptera; Diprionidae
Exons: 2
Source: RefSeq, a predicted model, not a curated record
UCGUAUGUAGAGAUUUUUUCGAAUCAAUCUGUGAACAGGCAAUCACUAGCACUUGCAGAACCACGAGAUAACACGGAUUUUAAGCCACCUAAUGGAAAUUUGCAUACAUCCACAUAUCGGCGACUGGGUCCGGAGAGUGAAGAAAUUGGAUUAUCAGAGACCCAUAAAAAACUGGAAGAGAUAAAUUUGAAAGAUGAUUAUAUUACCGUUUAUCCACACAGAAGUACUUUGAACAUGUUCUCCUUCAGUUUAACAGCUGAUGAUGAUGAACGAAAGGAUGUGCUGGAAUCAUCUAUGUGUAAACUAUAUCCAUACAAUUACGGCUGUACAGAUUAUCGAACCACAUCACAGAUUGAGUAUCGCCUUCAUUUUCCUAUGAAGCCAAGGCCAGAUCCACCCGAAGAUAAGCCGUGGCUUUUUUACAGACGUACACUGUCCUAUGCAGAUGAAGGUCUUACUGAGCGUAAUUGUAAUGAAAUGUUUUACGAUCAGGGAAUGGAAAUGCAUAACAAAAUUGCCAUUAUGAAAAUGGAACGUUAUCGGUCGUACGAUCCCAUUAUUGGAAAAUUUACAGAACCUUGUAAACUUGCACUACAUAAAGCUAAAUUUUGAGUUCUACAGGGAUUAUUAUUUGGCAUAAUAGCAGUAAUGCAUACGCGACUAUUGUUGCGGGAUAUUUCAUUAUUAUACAUUUCUGAAUGAUUUAAAAAGUCACGAAUAUUUACAGUAAGAUUAUUCGAAAAGCGCGUGGACAUCCGACCCUUAAAUAGCACGACGAUGAACAUAAUUGUACACGAUAGAACCGUCGUACAGAAUAAAUACGAAAUAUACGUCUCAUUUGCAAUACCAAGUCUAUACAUGCAUACCCAUGCUCAAAUAUAUGAAAUACAAUUGGUUUCUUCAGUACUUAAUUUAAGACGGGUCGGCUAGUUGUAAAUAAGUCGGUAAUUGCAAGAAACUAUAAUUUCAUCCGUACCCUAACUUAUCCGG